Striga asiatica is the source of this 672-nucleotide messenger RNA. NCBI's taxonomy places the organism in Eukaryota, Viridiplantae, Streptophyta, Magnoliopsida, Lamiales, Orobanchaceae. The record is from the annotation of a GenBank genome assembly.
UCACUUCGCCAGAACGAACUUCAUGGUAUCAUCCCGGGGGAAAUUUCCCAAUGUUCUGCCGGCGGCGCUAGCGGUAUCGGCCUUGCUGCCGCUCGAGCCUUCGUCGCCCAUGGGGCCCGGGCGGUGGUGAUUGCUGAUGUCCGAGCCGAUGAGAGCCGGGCCGCAGCCCUCUCCGUCAGCCCAGACGUGUGCAGUUUUUUUCGGUGCGACGUGGCCGACGAGGACCAAGUUCGGUCCCUCGUCGACCAUACCGCCGCCACCCACGGCGGCCUCGACAAGAUGGUGGAGCUCGGUUGUGUGGGUGGCGCGAUCGUGUGCAACGCGAGCGUGAUGGGGGAUCGCGGGGCGGAGGUGCACACGGACUACGGCGCGUCGAAGCAUGCGGUGGUGGGGUUGGCGAGGUCGGCAGCGGUGCAGCUAGGCCGGCACGGGAUACGAGUGAACUUCGUGUCGCCGGCGGCGGUGCCGACGGCAUUGGCGGGGAGAAUGGGUUUGGGGACGGCAGAGGAGGUUGAGGCGGCGAUGGGGCCGUACACAAGCCUCAAAGGGGCGGUGCUGACGCCGGAGCACGUGGCGGAGGCGGUGGCUUUCCUGGCGUCGGGGGAGGCCGGGUUUGUGACGGGGCACAAUUUGGUGGUCGACGGCGGACUCACCGGCCUGCCCUCCGGCGAG